CCAAGUUAUAUACGGAGCAGUUAAAAAAGUCUGCCGACUAUGCGGAAUUAAAUAAGGCUAUUGGUAUUCAUAUCUUAAACUUCACUUCGAUUCCGGAAUCUCCUAAGUAUCACAAUGUUUUCCAUAUUACUGAAAAACAGUUAGGGUUCAAUUACUUUGAGGAUUUAGAAUUGCAUACUAUUGAGUUGAAGAAGUUUAGCAAUAAAGAAGAAGACUUAACCGCUAUAGUUCAGAAAGUGAAAAGUAACUUAGAUAAAUGGGUUGCUUUCUUAGCGAGAAAUGACUUGUUAGAUAAAAACAAUUUACCCUCACCUUUAGCCGAUAAUACUUUAAAAAAGGCUUUAGAGGUCCUAGAAGCUAAUUCUUUAAAGAAGGCCAAAAUUGAAACAAGCACCGAAGUAAAAAAAGAGAUAGCUAAAAGAUUACUCAAUGACAAAAUGGAUGUUCUUUACGUAAUGAAAAUCACCGAUUUAACUAAAGAAGAAGUGGAGGAAUUAACCACUAA
This is a messenger RNA of Racocetra persica, 505 nucleotides long. NCBI's taxonomy places the organism in Eukaryota, Fungi, Glomeromycota, Glomeromycetes, Diversisporales, Gigasporaceae. The record is from the annotation of a GenBank genome assembly.